UGCUAAGUUCGUCUAUUCUCGAGCUAUACACUCAUACGGCCGUCUUUAUAUUUAAUAUUCGCUGGAAAAGGAACGAAAGAUAUUGAUAGUCCAAGAUAUGAGCGAACCAAAACCAGAACCCGAACUACCACAUCGACGGCUGUCACAGUCACCAGAAUCGGAUGACCUUAUCACCUCUGGCUGGGCCCCUCUGGGAUUCAGUCGGGAGAAAGUCAGGGGAUUCAGAAAUCCAGGUACUUUAUGCUACCGGAACGUGGUGCUUGUUGUACUUAUGAAUACGCCUAUCUUUCUGAAAUGGCUUAUAAGAUAUCGCAAAACCCACGAAGCGUGUACUCCAAAACAGCAGAAGUGCUUGACUUGUUGUCUUUAUCGUCUUUAUUAUCUCUAUUGGGUCGAGGAAGAUGAUGGAACACAGAGAUUGCAGAGAUGUCUGAAACCGUUAUGGAGAAUACUUGCAAAGACCUCCUGGAAAGGUUUUACCGAAGGGCAGCAGGAUGCGCGUGAUUUCAUGGAAAGCAUAUUUCAGCAGCUACUUGAAGAGGUAGAUGAACAGGGCCGCCACGAAUUGAAUGAUAUCUUCAAGAUUCGAGUGGGCAGGAACGACAAGUGCUGCAAAUGUGAGAAAUCAAAGAUUCGGCCCGAUGAAAAAUUCUUCAUGGUGUAUGCUCCUGAGGAUGAAAAUAUGCCUGGGUACGCGAACAUCGAGGAAGGACUGCUUGACAAGCCAGAGCAUUCGAAGGAAAGGUGUGGCAAGUGCAGGCAAGAGACAGACCAUAUCAUGUCUGAGAAGGCUUUAAACCUUCCUGAAGUUCUUCUUGUUCAGUUUCCCAGGAUGAAAUACGACAAAAUCACGAAUGAGCCCAGGAGAAUCAGGGUUCCAGUCUGGCUUCAAAAAGACAUAGAACUCCCACCUGGCUUAUUGAGUGAUACAGUGAAAAUCGAAGGCUGCGCCCGUUAUGAGCUUUUCGGGAUAGUAUUCCAUGAGCCACAUGAGACGGACAUUCAGAUGGGCCAUUACACCUGUGCUGUCAUGGGACCAGAUAAUAAAUGGGCACAUCAAAACGACAUGGAAACCAAUACUUAUGGAUCGCUGGAAGAUUGUCUGGAUUUUCGUAUGGAUAACCACAAAAGAUUCAAGCCUCCCUACCAUGAUCGCGUCUGUUGGGCGGUCUACCACCGUGUGCCUCUCGAGAGGCCAUUAGAUCUUGGAUCAGGGGUCUGGGAGGAUGAUCAGGCUUCGGCCAUGCAAGCAACUGACAACGAUGAACCGCCCAGCGAUCUUGGAUGCCAUGGCGACCCCGAUGCAGGCUCUCCAAGGGGCUCUUCCCCAGAACCUGGCCCAGGUUCGAUGAGCAUCGCGCCUCAUAAUGCUGUAUGCCUGGAACAAUCCAUUCACCUAAAGGGACGAAGAUUGAAAUGGACAGUCGACGACCAGCUGGUCAUACCUGAGGGAGCCGGGCCCCUUGUCUGGCUGAAACCGGGGAAAAAGGUUCAACAUGCCGAGGUCAGGCUUAGACUUGUCUGCCGAAAGACGAGAGAGGUCCUCACAGGGCGAGCUAUCAUCCCCCUCAAGCCAGAUAUAUUACCCGAGCCAUAUGACGCUGGAACACGGCCGGACACACCUGUACGAGACAUUGGAACACAAACACGACGCAGGGUCCCCAGGGAAGACAGCGGGUCAGCAAGACUUUCGGGAAGUGCGCAAGAUAGGGUUAUCUCUGGGAGAAUUACAAAAGCCGGUAGCCAGAAGCGGGCUCGAUCCGCUUAGGGGGGGCUUCUCUUGAGAAAGAUGCUUCAUAGAUUGGACUUGAAUCUGCUGGAAGUCCUGUGGAGAUUGAAGUGGU
Molecule: messenger RNA, 1844 nt
Organism: Aspergillus vadensis CBS 113365
Lineage: Eukaryota; Fungi; Ascomycota; Eurotiomycetes; Eurotiales; Aspergillaceae
Product: cysteine proteinase
Exons: 3
Coding region: 98-1768 (556 amino acids)
Biological process (GO): protein deubiquitination
Cellular component (GO): cytosol; nucleus
Molecular function (GO): cysteine-type endopeptidase activity; cysteine-type deubiquitinase activity
Source: RefSeq, a predicted model, not a curated record